AAUUCAGCCGUCUUGGGUUAAGCCGUGAUGGGCGUUUCUGGAACUGCAGGUCAAAAGGCGGACAUGUGUGGUGAUGAGUGUCUUUUGGAUUGGUAAUGGGAUAAGAGGGGUAUCAGUGAUUGGAGACUGAUGAAGUCACUGAUAGGGAAGAUCUAUUUUGACAAAACUUAGACUACCCUGUAUAAAACAGUAUCCCUGUGGCAGGAGUACUCAGUUCCUUUGAACCAGUUAAAUCUUGUCUACCUGACUCCUUGUGGUACUGAGAAGGAUUUACCAGACUGGUGAAUAUAGAAGCUGCAUUUUGUAUCCCGUCUGUGAAAAUACCCUUCUGAUCACCAAUUUUGCCUUUUCAGGCAUCUACCAUUUUAGAGGAGAGCAGAAAAAGAUGAAGUCCCAGGGAUUAGUAUCUUUCAAGGAUGUGGCUGUCGAUUUCACCCAGGAGGAGUGGCAGCAACUAGACCCUGCUCAGAAGACCCUGUACAGGGAUGUGAUGCUGGAGAAUUAUAGCCACCUGGUCUCAAUGGGGCAUCCAGUUUCCAAACCAGAUGUCAUUUCCAAGUUGGAGCAAGGAGAAGAUCCAUGGAUCAUUAAGACAGACAUACCAAAUCGGAUCUGUCCAUAUGAAGGUCAGGCAGAUGGGCGACUAGACAGGAAGAGUAACCUUGACAACCCCCAAUCAUGUAUUUUGGGGUCUGUUUCCUUCCAUAAUAAGAUAUUGAAAGGAGUCAUAAAGGAUGGUUCAUUAUACUCCAUUUUAAAAGUCUGUCAAAGUGAUGGUCAGUUACAGAGAUGUCAGAAAAACAGUCUUUCCAGACAAGUAACAGUCAUCAACAACAAAACAAUGACUAUAGAGUCAGACUACAAAUAUGAUGCACUGAGGAAAAUAUUUCAAGAGUGCAUAGAGUCAGAUGCUUCAAGACAAAGACCCUAUAACUAUGAUGCCUUUAAAAAGAACUUGAAAUCUAAUAUUGACCUACCUAGUUGUAACAAGAACAAUUCAAGAACAAACCUUGAUGAGAGUUUUGGAUGUGGAAAAUCAAUCAUCCACAGUGUGGCCAAUUCUAACCUUGAGAAGCUUCACAAUGGAGUAAUUCCCUGUAAUGAUAAUGAGCAUGGAAACAUUUUCAGCAAGAAACAAUCCAUUAUUCAUUAUCAGAAUGUUGAAACCAAGGAAAAAACCUGUGUGUGUAUUACAUGUGGAAAAGCCUUUGCUAAGAAGUCACAGCUCAUUGUACAUCAACGAAUUCAUACUGGGAAAAAACCAUAUGAUUGUGGUGCAUGUGGGAAAGCCUUCAGUGAGAAGUUUCACCUCAUUGUACAUCAGAGAACUCAUACUGGGGAGAAACCUUAUGAAUGUUCUGAAUGUGGAAAAGCCUUCUCUCAAAAAUCAUCCCUUAUUAUACAUCAGAGAGUUCAUACUGGAGAAAAACCAUACGAAUGUAGUGAAUGUGGAAAAGCCUUCUCCCAGAAAUCACCCCUCAUUAUACAUCAGAGAAUUCACACUGGAGAGAAACCUUAUGAAUGUAGAGAAUGUGGUAAGGCCUUCUCCCAGAAGUCGCAACUAAUUAUACAUCAUCGAGCUCAUACUGGAGAGAAGCCCUAUGAGUGUACUGAAUGUGGGAAAGCCUUUUGUGAGAAGUCCCACCUCAUUAUACAUAAAAGAAUUCAUACUGGGGAGAAACCCUACAAAUGUGCUCAGUGUGAGGAAGCCUUCAGCAGAAAGACAGAACUCAUUACACACCAGUUAAUUCAUACUGGGGAGAAACCUUAUGAAUGUACUGCUUGUGGGAAGACCUUUUCCCGAAAGUCACAGCUCAUUAUACAUCAGAGAACGCAUACUGGAGAGAAACCCUAUAAAUGCAAUGAAUGUGGAAAAGCCUUCUGUCAGAAAUCACAUCUCAUUGGACAUCAGAGAAUACACACAGGAGAAAAACCUUAUGUUUGUACUGAAUGUGGGAAAGCCUUCUCUCAAAAGUCUCACCUCCCAGGUCAUCAGAGGAUUCAUACAGGAGAGAAACCAUAUGUAUGUGCUGAAUGUGGAAAGGCAUUUUCUCAGAAGUCAGAUCUUGUUUUACAUCGGAGAAUUCACACUGGGGAAAGACCCUAUCAGUGUGCUGUAUGUGGGAAAGCUUUCAUCCAGAAAUCACAACUCACUGUACAUCAGAGAAUUCAUAGCAGUGGUAAAAAUCAUAGUGAACUAAAAACACAGACAAGCUUUUAGUAUUAGCUCAAGAAUUCAUAUAUAACAGGAACUUGAUUAAUUUGAUAAAUUUGUUGACAGCAUCUUUAUAGAGAAAAUUUUACAAGAAAAUUCAUAUCUGUAGUGUGGUGAUAACCUAACUCAGCAAACAUGAUGGAAAAUAAUUACAUAAAUGAAGGCCAUUUUCACCAUAGCAUGUAGAGCUUUUAAAGUUAUGAAUUGAAUGGUUAGUAGAACAAAUUAUGUAUAUAGAAUGUUGUCAAAGUACAUAUUCCUUAUUAUGCCCCAUAACAAUAAACAUUGUGAAAUUGCUAAUAUUAACUUGGCAUCAUUUUGGUCAUAUACAUUAAUUCCCUAUAAAGGACAGAAAGAAAGCUUGAUUUUAAAAAAUCAAUUCCAAGAAACUGCAUUAACAAGGAAAGGCUUGGGAGUUCCCUAAUAAUAGGACUCAACAAUUUCACUGCUGUG
Capra hircus (goat) is the source of this 2668-nucleotide messenger RNA. RefSeq names its product zinc finger protein 300 (gene ZNF300). Gene Ontology annotation, biological process: regulation of transcription by RNA polymerase II. Gene Ontology annotation, molecular function: DNA-binding transcription factor activity; RNA polymerase II cis-regulatory region sequence-specific DNA binding. The coding region runs from base 386 to 2221 and encodes 611 amino acids. NCBI's taxonomy places the organism in Eukaryota, Metazoa, Chordata, Mammalia, Artiodactyla, Bovidae. The transcript is spliced from 6 exons. The record is from RefSeq and is a predicted model, not a curated record.